Melitaea cinxia (Glanville fritillary) is the source of this 879-nucleotide messenger RNA. RefSeq lists its product as uncharacterized. The record is from RefSeq and is a predicted model, not a curated record. Lineage: Eukaryota; Metazoa; Arthropoda; Insecta; Lepidoptera; Nymphalidae. Gene Ontology annotation, biological process: DNA replication, removal of RNA primer. Gene Ontology annotation, molecular function: nucleic acid binding; RNA-DNA hybrid ribonuclease activity. The transcript has a single exon. The coding region runs from base 1 to 879 and encodes 292 amino acids.
AUGUCCUCGGCUCUGCGGUCUCCGCAUCCCGCCUCUCAUAUCGACCUCGAGUUCAAGCGCCUGGCGGACCAAGAACAGUUCACCGCUAACAGCGAGCAUGCUUUUAAUAUCUUCACGGACGGCAGCAAGAUUGAGGGCAAAGUGGGGGCGGCGUUGUCCGUAUGGGCCGGCGCCGCCGAAACCAAAACCCUCAAGCUUGCUUUGCCGUCCUAUUGUACGGUCUACCAGGCGGAACUCUUGGCGAUAUGUCGGGCGGCACGGAUGGCCGCAGACACCUUGGCUGGAUCAGUCGGGAUUUAUUCCGAAUCCUUGUCGGCACUGCUAACGCUGGAGAACCCGGUAGCCCCCCAUCCCCUGGCCGUUGAAGCGCGGGGACACCUGCGAAGGGCUCUGCUCCGGGACAAACGUGUUAGUUUGUUCUGGAUCAAAGCCCACGCAGGGCUAGAGGGCAAUGAGCGUGCCGACCAUCUGGCCAAGGAGGCUGCGCUGAAGUCUAAACGCGCUUUUGACUACGACAGCUGCCCGGUUUCGUUCAUCAGGCGGAGCAUUCGCAUGCAAUCGCUUGAUGAAUGGAACCAGCGGUAUCGUGCCGGCGAAACGGCUGGUGUCACCAGGGUGUUCUUCCCUGACGCGAUAGCCGCAUACAGAAUCACGAGCAAAAUAAGGGUGGACUGGUUUGUCACCCAGGCGUUGACGGGGCAUGGCGGAUUCUCCGAAUACUUGUACCGCUUCAAGUGUAAGGAGAGUCCGUCGUGCGUCUGCGACCCUGGAUGCUCCGAGUCCGUCCUCCACGUCCUCCUGGAGUGUCCAACAUUUGCCUACGAGAGGCUACGUUUAGAAAACCAAACAGGCGUACAUUUAAAAGAAGAGUUAAGUUGA